Messenger RNA from Haliotis rufescens (red abalone), 2072 nucleotides. Its product is annotated as inhibin beta A chain-like. The record is from RefSeq and is a predicted model, not a curated record. The transcript is spliced from 3 exons. The coding region runs from base 298 to 1440 and encodes 380 amino acids. Gene Ontology annotation, cellular component: extracellular region. Gene Ontology annotation, biological process: BMP signaling pathway; SMAD protein signal transduction. NCBI's taxonomy places the organism in Eukaryota, Metazoa, Mollusca, Gastropoda, Lepetellida, Haliotidae. Gene Ontology annotation, molecular function: growth factor activity; cytokine activity.
UUCGCGCCCUUUUGGCCUCUUGACAAAACAAGCAGACGAUGUCUGACGGCCAUUUUGAAUCUGGCUUUCUUCCAAUAUUGCCGAGUCGUUUUAUCUACCGUGUCCAAUAUUAAAACUUUCCUUCUGUGAAACAAUGCAAUAUUAUUUCAACUGAGACAGCUGGCUCUCUCAGUAUCUUUACACACAGAGACAUUGACUGACUUGCCUCAACAGAGUAGCGACCAAAAGCUGCAAUGGCGACACGUAGCAAAACUUGUCAGGAGCGACGUUUCUAAUACUCAAGCGUAACCUGACAAGAUGGAAGCGUCGCCCCACGGUCACUUGCUUGCUGCGGUGGUGUUGUUAUUAGUUGCCAGGCCAGUAGUUUUGGACGAAGCAGUGGAAAUCAGUUACCAGAGUUUGAAACGACUUCAUCAACUUCAAAAGGUCAAGGCCAGAAUAUUAGACGGCCUUCACCUUGAUGGCGUUCCCAAACUACCGAAAGGCGUGACCCGCCCCACAGUACAGAAGGCUCUAUCACAACUCCAUAAAGCGGUCAUGCCUGGACAAAACCCCAACUUUGAAUAUCCGGAGAAUUUAGCUGUCAUCCUGUUUUCGGAACCAGCUAAAUCGCUAGAAGACAAGAACACUCUCCAGUUCCAGUUAAACGCCAACGGGAACAGUUCUCCGAUCGAGGUGAAAAGUGCUAGUCUUUUUAUUCGAAUAAAAACGAAGAAGGCCGAAGGCAACGAAAAGCCCCCGAAGUCUAACAAAUCCAGGAAGAAAAACAAUUCACAGAGGAAAAUAAAACUGCUGAUUCGACACUUUGACCGGAAGCGGAAGCGUUUCCGGAGGGUCACCCUUCUCAAGGCCAGCAUUAGGAAAACAAAAUGGCUGAAACUUCACAUACCGCAGUCUUCGGUGCAGCGAGACUUGAAUUCGGGAAAUAAGACUAUUUUACUGAAGGUCACAUGUAAGAGGUGUAAACAAAGUUUGAGUCUUGACCUUCUCUACAAGAAGAACGCCAAAAAAAACAAAAUAGGGAAACGUCGGAAGUCCAAAAAACGACGUUUGAGCCACACGCGACCUUUCCUCGUGGUGUACACGAAACCCCAGAUUUCCACGCGACCUCGUCGUAACCUUGACGACUGCUCAGUCGCCAACAUGUCACACUGCUGCACGAGACAAAUGUACGUCGAUUUUCGAGAGAUAGGCUGGGACAACUGGAUACUGUAUCCCCCGGGGUUCACAACAUCAACAUGUGAUGGCGGGUGCGAUACAUCCACGGCGCAUGUCGUGACCUCAAAUCAAGCGUCACGUGGUCGUAAUUCGACGAAUCAGGAAGUGGCGUGUCGACCUACUUCGACCGAGCCCUUGACCGUCGUCUACUAUAAAAGAAUCAACGUAAUCGUCCGACGAACCAUCCCAAAUUUGGUCGAUGGCAACUGCGGUUGUGUUUAAUUUCACGCACAUUCUUAACUUAUAAACAUGUGACCACAGACGCUACUGCGAAAAAUAAAUAAGUGGACCUUUCUGUCGGAAAUGCGUUUUAUCAUAUCUGCUUUCAAUAUGUCAUUUGAUCGGAUGAAGAAAUGCCCGUUUAACAAGAUUGGGUUUCUUGGCUCUGUUCUUUGUGUUGUGCGUAUUGAUAUAUAAACUGAAAGAGACGUUUUUCCUGUCAUGAGAUGUUGUAUGACUAAAGGGUUAUUGGUAUAUUGAAUCCAAUCUCAUUAAAAUCAGAUCUUAGUUCUGGCUAUCGCUAAACAAAGAUCUGAAGACAUCCCAUUACGGGUCACGUCAGAACGACCUUUCAUCCGACCAAUCAAAGCGUCGCUUACCAGAUCCUGAAAGUGACAGUCGGAAUGUGUUUUCUAAUCAUGCAACCUCGAAAACGUUAACAUGGGGUAUGCCGAGCGACAGUUACGGCCCGUACGACUGAUUCCGUCAUAAUCAUCGUCUACCUCUCGCUUCCAUUCGAGAAACAUUUGAACGGAAGAAGUGUUGCAUAGUACAUGGGAAGCACUGCCAUACAAUCUCAACCAUAUAUUAGACAUUCCGGAAAGUUCGUUUGUUCAGUUUUCAAAAUUUUAAUC